GCUGUCUUUCGCAUGACAAAUUCACCAGAUGGUGCAAAGAAAAAUCUCGAUUCAUGACCUCAACUAGCUUUCACUUGAACUCAAAAGCUCUCAAGAGAAACGCCUAGAAAGAGCAAGAAUGGCACUAUCUCUGAUCAGUUUCACUUUUACACUAUUGCUAACUAUUCAGUUGGCAAUAGCAAGGACACCAAUGGUGAAGCCUAACUGUGCAGACCAUUGCGGAAAUAUUAGCAUUCCUUACCCAUUUGGAUUGGGUAAGGAUUGUUAUAUGGAUGAAUGGUUUGAGAUUGAGUGUGACACUACCAGCUAUCCUCCUACAGCAUUCUUAAGGCGAAUCAAUAUGGAGUUGCUCGGUAUUGAUCUUCGAGGCGGCACAGCUAAUGUCAGGAGUCCAAUAAUAACCUCCAAUUGCCCUAGCAGGGAUGAGGGUUUGCCUGUGAACUUGACAGGAAGUUCUUUCUUCUUGUCUGAUUCGAAUAUAUUCAUUGCAAUAGGCUGCAAUACCCGUGCUUUAUUGACACAUAAUACGCCCCAACUCGUUGGGUGCGACUCAACCUGCCUUGCCCAGAAUGAUGUUGAUUGGAAAGAAAUGCUUCUUAAAUUCACAACUACGUAUUCUGAUGUCUAUUGGAUACAGAAGUAUUGUAAUGGUUACAAUUGUUGUCAGGCUGUGAUACCUUCAUUCCUUCAGGUUUUCAAUGCAAGUUUUCAGGCUACAGAUGGUAAUUAUCAACGCAAAGAUGAUUGCAAGUUGGCCUUUCUAGCAGACGGAUCAUCAUGGGUUUCCAAGGAAGAAACGCAUUCCCCUGUCCAGUUUCGGAUGCAGCUAACUUGGAGGAUCAAUUCCAGCAUAUGGAAAUAUGAUGACUUUGAAAGAGCAAAUUGCACUACAAGCUACAUUUCUUUCUAUAAGGCAGGAUUCCUAUGUUCUUGCAAAAAUGGCUAUGAGGGCAAUCCUUACCUUGGAUGCACAGAUAUUGAUGAAUGCAAAGACCCAAUGUAUAGUUCGUGCCAAUGGAUUACAAGAUGUGUGAAUACUCCUGGAUCAUAUAAAUGUGUGAUCGAUAUGAUAUGGAUUAUCAUUUUUGGUUUUUUCGGUGGCGUUCUAGUAUUGUUAGUGGUUGUACUUGGUAUACGGUGGUUAUAUAAAUCUAUACAGAAAAGAAACAACAUUAGGCGGAGGGAAAAGUUCUUCAAGAGAAUGUUACAGCAGCAAACAUGUUCAAGUCAAGGCAAUGUUGAGAAUGCCAAAAUAUUCAGUUUAAAAGAGUUGGAAAAGGCUACUGAUCGCUUCAAUGUGAAUAGAAUUUUAGGCCAAGGUGGCCAAGGUACUGUUUAUAAAGGAAUGUUGAUUGAUGGAAGAAUUGUUGCAGUUAAAAAAUUCAGGAUAACAGAGGAAGCAGAGCUUGAACAAUUCAUUAAUGAAGUUGUCAUUUUAUCACAAAUUAAUCACAGGAAUGUGGUAAAACUACUUGGAUGUUGCUUGGAGACGGGUGUUCCUGUUCUUGUCUAUGAAUUCAUCUCCAAUGGAACACUUUUUCGAUAUCUUCAUGACCCAGAUGAGGAAUUUCAAUUAUCUUGGGAAAUGCGUUUGCAAAUUGCCAUAGAAAUUUCAGGAGCACUUUCUUAUUUGCAUUCUGCAGCGGGUAUACCAAUUUUUCAUCGAGAUGUCAAGUCAAAAAACAUACUCUUGGAUGAAAAGUACAGGGCAAAAGUAUCAGACUUUGGAAUUUCAAGAUCCAUGGGCCUUGGCCAGACUCACCUUACCACUAAUGUACAGGGCACUUUUGGGUACCUGGAUCCACAAUAUUUUCACAAAAGCAAAUUUACAGAGAAAAGUGACGUUUAUAGCUUUGGGGUAGUGCUUGUUGAGCUCUUGACUGGUCAAGAACCAGUUUGUUCUGCAAUGUCCCAAGAAAUCAUUGGUUUAGCCUCGCAUUUUAUUCAUAUGAUGGAAAAUAACAAAUUCUUUGAUAUGCUUGACCCUCGAAUCAUGGAGCAUUGUGUCAAAGAAGAAGUCAUGGUUGUUGCUAACCUUGCAAAAAGAUGCUUAAACGUUCAAGGAAAGAAACGACCUUCAAUGAAACUGGUGACAAUGGAGUUGGAGGCGAUCCAGUUUUCUCGAAAGGAUUUGAAUGCUGCUCAGAUACACUGAGAAGAAAUUAAAUGCAAGCUUGGAGAUGCUGAAGCUGCUUGUUCAACAUGGUCAAGUUUUGCUACCAUUGGUACUUUAUCAAUUGACAUUCCACCAUUAGUUUCUAAUAGUUGGUAAUUAAGAACGCCU
Molecule: messenger RNA, 2284 nt
Organism: Hevea brasiliensis (rubber tree)
Lineage: Eukaryota; Viridiplantae; Streptophyta; Magnoliopsida; Malpighiales; Euphorbiaceae
Product: wall-associated receptor kinase-like 22
Exons: 3
Coding region: 119-2155 (678 amino acids)
Biological process (GO): protein phosphorylation; cell surface receptor signaling pathway
Cellular component (GO): plasma membrane
Molecular function (GO): calcium ion binding; polysaccharide binding; ATP binding
Source: RefSeq, a predicted model, not a curated record